This is a messenger RNA of Frankliniella occidentalis (western flower thrips), 1459 nucleotides long. Its product is annotated as testis-specific serine/threonine-protein kinase 3-like. Gene Ontology annotation, biological process: protein phosphorylation; intracellular signal transduction; cellular response to glucose starvation. Bases 93 to 1370 code for a protein of 425 amino acids. Lineage: Eukaryota; Metazoa; Arthropoda; Insecta; Thysanoptera; Thripidae. The record is from RefSeq and is a predicted model, not a curated record. The transcript has 2 exons. Gene Ontology annotation, molecular function: protein serine/threonine kinase activity; ATP binding.
UGGAUCCUGGUGGCUGCGGCCCCUGCGGGGGCACGCAUGCGGGCGCGACCCCCCAUCCGAGAGAGCGGGCAUGACGGCCACCCACCGCCAGCAUGACGACGUACACGCCCCCCGCGGCCCCCGCGCCCAGCCCGGGCUGCAGUCCCUGGGGGGGCGCCGACGCGCACCCUCUCAGCCCUCGCAACUCGGAGGUGAGCGCGCUGGAGCAGCGCGGGUACAUCAUCGGCAAGAAGGUCGGCCAGGGGACGUACGCCACGGUGCACGUCGCAGAGUACGUGGACGCCGCCGCCAACCGCAAGAUGAGGCUCGCCUGCAAGAUCUUCGACAAGGACAGGGCGCCGUUUGACUUCCUCGACAGGUUCUUCCCGCGCGAGCUCGAGAUCCUCACCAAGAUCGAGAACCCGCACAUCAUCCAGGUGCACAGCAUCCUGCAGCGCGGGCCGCGCCGCGGGCCGCGGGUGUUCAUCUUCAUGAGCCUGGCCGAGAACGGCGACCUCCUGGACUACGUCAAGAGCAACGGCGAGGUGGCCGAGUCCCGUGCCAAGGUAUGGUUUCACCAGAUCUGCCGCGGCACGGAGUACCUUCACACCAAGGACAUCGCGCAUCGCGACCUCAAGUGCGAGAACGUGCUCCUGUCGAGAAACUUCAAUUGCAAACUCACCGACUUCGGCUUCGCUCGCUACUGCAGCGACCUCACCCCGACCGGGCUGUGUGAGACGUUCUGCGGCUCGGCGGCGUACGCGGCGCCCGAGGUCGUGGGGGGCACGCCCUACAACCCCAAGCUGGCCGACGUCUGGUCCCUCGGCGUGAUCCUGUACGCCAUGCUGAACGCCACCAUGCCCUUUAACGACUCGAAUCGACGCAAGCUCCUCAGCGACCAGAUGGCGGGCAACUGGCAGUUUAGCUCGCGCGUCGAGUACUCAGUGUCGGCCAUCGCCAAGUCAUUGGUGGCGCGCAUCCUGGAGCCCAGCGUGGCGAACCGCAUCUCGCUCAAGGACAUCCUCGACCACGACUGGCUGCGCUCGUGCAAAGAACACCAUCCUCCCCCGAACGUCGCGGCAGCCGAAGGCGUGGACAGCAAACACAGAGUCGCCUCGCCCAAGACCCUGUCCGAGGACAAGCCCUCGUCAUCGGCUACUGGCUCCAUGGUCACCCCGACGCCUACGGCUCAGACUGGACAUCUUUUGCAACGUACUGAUGGCACAUCAGUCAGCGGUGCGGGCAUGAGCACUUCUAAGGCCUUCAGCACCUUCGGUAAGCCCCAACAGGGUACUCCGGGAGGGAUCUUCAGCCAACCCGAGGCUUUAGUCCCGGCACCCACUCCGGCCCUAGUCGCCAAGUGUCAGGUGAGGAGAGUAGAGGACCAGUAACUGCAGGGUCGUCCUGGAAGCAUAUCAUGGGAGCAAUGCAUCUUUAGGCACAGUUGAAAACACAUUAAAAAUGAAAUAAGAAAAAAAAG